UGAUUUCACAUGUGAGUAUGUCACUUCUGCAGAUGCCGGCUAGCAGCAGGCAUUUACUUUGAUUAUUGCGUGAGAAAGUGGGUACUAUCUUGAUGGUUUGUUUUGAUACAGUUUCACCGAGAAAGUUGUAAAGUAAAAUAAUUCAACUGCAAUCGCUUUGAAUGCUAUCUAAAAUUAGAUCAAUAAAUUUGAAAAAAUGAAUGUCGUCGGCACAGCUAGUCUUCUCGAGGAACUCGACAAAAAACUCAUGGUUUUAUUGAGGGAUGGACGUACUUUAAUUGGAUAUCUUAGAAGUGUGGAUCAAUUUGCCAAUUUAGUUCUUCACAAAACAAUAGAAAGGAUUCACGUUGGUAAAGAGUAUGGAGAUAUCCCAAGGGGUGUUUUCAUUGUCAGGGGAGAAAAUGUAGUACUACUGGGUGAAAUCGACAAAGAAAAAGAAAAAAAUUUAUCUCUAACAGAAGUGUCAGUUGAUGACAUUCUUGAUGCCCAGCGUAGAGAACAGGAAAGUAAACAAGAUCAAAAAAAAUUGAUGAGUAAGGCAUUGAAAGAUCGUGGCUUAUCUUAUGUAGCAGAUCUAGGACAUGAUGAUAUGUUUUAGGUAAAUAUGUGAUAAAUUAUAUUUUCGUCUUCUAUAAAUUACUAAUAAGUUCUUAAUGCUGAAUUUUUCGCACUAUCAAAGUUGUGUAAAAUGAGAGCAAUAUUUUUUAAUCAAGCAACAUAAAAAAAGAUUUAAUGUUAUUUAAUACUGCAAAUGUAUGUAAAUGUAUGUAACUGACUAUGGCUAUGACUAUGACAGAAUUUGAUCUGUAUUCUUUCUGUAUCAUUUUCAAUUAAAUAGUGUAAAUAUCACUUGUACAUCAAUCUAGUGAAGUGAACGUUUAAAAAAUUUAUUUGGAUCUGCGUGAUUUUGUAAACAUGUGUUAAGAUGAACAAUAACUUGUACUGUAAA
Molecule: messenger RNA, 949 nt
Organism: Trichogramma pretiosum
Lineage: Eukaryota; Metazoa; Arthropoda; Insecta; Hymenoptera; Trichogrammatidae
Gene: LSm1
Product: U6 snRNA-associated Sm-like protein LSm1
Exons: 3
Coding region: 197-598 (133 amino acids)
Biological process (GO): deadenylation-dependent decapping of nuclear-transcribed mRNA
Cellular component (GO): P-body; Lsm1-7-Pat1 complex
Molecular function (GO): RNA cap binding
Source: RefSeq, a predicted model, not a curated record